Molecule: messenger RNA, 687 nt
Organism: Rotaria sp. Silwood1
Lineage: Eukaryota; Metazoa; Rotifera; Eurotatoria; Philodinida; Philodinidae
Source: the annotation of a GenBank genome assembly
AUGUCGUCACCAUCAAGCAGCAUCAACAUUUUUGGCCAUGUAGUAUCAGGAUGGGAAAGUGUACGUGCGAAAUUCGAACAAAAUUUAGUGGAUGGACUUGAUGUCGGAGCAAGUCUGUGUAUUUAUCAUUGUGGAGAAUGCGUAGUGAACUUGAGUGGUGGUUGGAGAGAUGAAAAGACCAAAAACGAACCUUAUACACUAGAUACUCUUCAGCUUAUUUUUUCAACUUCCAAAGGAAUUGCAGCAGCAGCCGCGGCAUUGUGUGUCGAGAAAGGUUGGCUCGAUUAUCAAGCGCCUGUAGCCAAAUAUUGGCCUGAAUUUGCUGUCAAUGGAAAGGAGAACAUAUCAGUGAGCGAUGUAUUAGCUCAUCGAGCUGGUCUACCAUGCAUUGACCAACAACUCACAGUUGAGGAUGUGUUGGAUUGGGGUCGAAUGACUUCUUUGUUGGCUGAACAGAAACCUUAUUGGGAACCUGGAUCAACACAUGGUUAUCACGCCCACACAAUCGGUAUUUUGGUUGGUGAACUCAUUCAACGAGUCGAUCCACAACAUCGCUCUUAUAGUCGAUUCGUACGUGAUGAAUUGGAUCCCGAAUUUUAUGUCGGAGUGUCUGAUGAUAAAAUCGAAGCACGCAUCGCUCCUCUCCUUGUCAAAGUAAGAAAUUUCAUCUCAAAGGCUACUGCAUAA